GUAUAUCACGUCGUGUGGUUGUAACGGGUAACCAGUGUCUACGUAGCGCCAGUCAUCCUUGUCUCUUCGCCAUCCUCAUCGUGGCAGGUUUCCCUCGAGGAUUCUGCCCACAUUCCUUACAAAAUUCAAGCUGUAAUCGUUCAGCACUCCUACCUUCAAAGUAUACUUAAAAGUGCAUAAUCCUCUUGUACCUUAAAUAUGCACUCCGAAUUUCGACGCAUACCUGCUGAGCGGGUGCGGCACGCAAAACGCCUGGGACAUGUCCAGCCUGUAAACGACCCAUAUGCGUCUCCUCUCGUGUUUGCUGCAGAUGCUACCACAAACUCUACUACUACCACAAGUCAGAGUACUACCUCUAAAACCACUUCAGCGACAUCCAGCACACCUAUAGCAGUGACCUCGACAGCGAAGACUAGUUCUUCACAGUCGUCUGCAUCUAUUUCCUCCUCCUCGCAGACGUUGACGUCUUCAGCUCCUUUGCAGUCCACUCUCACUACACCCACAACUACCUCGCCCACGAGCAACCCCGCUGCCACAAAACUAACUAUAAGUCCCUCACCAACCACGUCUCAAACUGUGGUUCUCGUUACUACCACUACAAGCGCAACCCCUACAACUAUUAACAAUGUUAGUAGCGCUUCGAGCCAGACUCUCUCUGGCGGCGCACUUGGUGGUAUUAUCGCGGCAUCCGUAGUUGUCGCCCUGGCUCUGGUCAUAUUCAUCAUUCGGAAGACGUAUCUCCGCCGCAGGCAGAACCGCCGCCUCUCUUGGCCUGCUGGUAACAUCUUCAACGAGACCAAGCCGCUUCCUGCAGCUCCCAUUGAUGAUUUCUCUGAAAAACCUGCUUCGCUGAGGAAUUCACCAAUGUCGCCUUUUGAGGCGCACGGACAGUCGCUAUAUCCGAGCUCUCCGCAGCCUCCAAUCCAGAGGAUGCAGAGUCCAUUUACGGGUUAUGCGGGCCCAGCCCCGCCUCCUGCUUCGUAUAAUAACCCCAUGCCCAUGUAUUCCCAACCACCGCCACCCUCUCUAAGCCCCGGGAACUCUGCCGUUCCCAUGGCACGUGCAGCAGCAGGCACCAACUCGUACUCUUCACCUGCCCCUGCUACGACGGCUGCACCCAUGUUUCCAACAGCCUCCGAGGCAGUUGUCAACCGCGUGUUUAUCCCCACGCUUCCUGACGAGCUCUCGGUCACAGCGGGCGAGCGUAUUCGUGUGCUUGCUCAGUAUGAUGAUGCAUGGGCGCUCUGCGUGAACGGGCAUGGUGAACAGGGCAUGGUUCCCCAGGAAUGCCUAGAUCGACCGGUCGCAUCUAAUCAGGCAGACUGGCGGAACGCUAGGCGUACCAGCAGUUUGGUUUCUGAUGGCAGACACUAUUGACUUUGAUAUUGUUUGUGAGCUGGACCGCAGGCACGGGCCAGUGUAUGUCUUUCAUUAAUCAUUGUGAUGUCGUCCUGAAUGAGUUGACGCAGGUAUCACCACAUGUUUAACUUCCGUUUGUUUGUUUAUUUAUUUAGAUACCUCGCAUACCAGCGAUCACACUUUCCCACUACGUUUUGUCUCUCGUUCUUAUGACUUACUCGAAUUAUUCGGUAUAGUGUUGGGGUGUGGAGGAUUUGUCGUUGAGCUGGGCGGGAGGAGUUGCUCGUUGUAUGAAUUUGAAUGAAUGGUUUGCAAGUUGACCACACUACUAGUAGGUACUCUCCGUCGUGAACCAGCAGGAGAGGUCCAAGUUUCGUCUGCAGAUUGUGCUCUAGUGUUUA
Messenger RNA from Suillus subalutaceus, 1760 nucleotides. RefSeq lists its product as uncharacterized. Gene Ontology annotation, molecular function: protein binding. The record is from RefSeq and is a predicted model, not a curated record. The transcript has a single exon. Bases 199 to 1377 code for a protein of 392 amino acids. Lineage: Eukaryota; Fungi; Basidiomycota; Agaricomycetes; Boletales; Suillaceae.